GUUGAAGACGAUGAAGAAGGAAGGGAAUUCAAAUGGAACAGAACAUGCGUGACUUCAGUGAUUCUUUUCCUUUUUUUUCUAACCGAAAUUAACGCCCUUUUCUUUCUUAAACUAUCAAAAUGUAUAAAAAAAAAAAAAUGACAAGCGAAUAUACAGAAAGACAAGUCCAUAGCAAACUAUAAUUUUGCUACGGACUGUAAUUUUACAAAGUUUGCUAUAGCAUACAAUUAGCAAUUUUUUAUUUGCUAUAUGUAAAAUUUUCUCAAAAAAGUAUGUGGUUAACGGGUCAAGUUUAGGUUUGAAUGCAAUCGGCCCACCGACCUUCUACUGACGCAUGCCAAGACGUAAGCCCAUAUAAGGCGGCCCCAAUCAAUUCAUUCACCUAUUAAAGAACGUUAAAUUAGGGUUUUCUUAUAAUUUCGUCUUUCUCAGGCUGCCGCCGAACAAUUCCACACACAGAAUUAGCGAUGGGGCGAAGUAGUAGCCCACCUCCAAAACCCUGGGAACGAGCUGGUUCUUCUUCAAGCCCUGCACCUUUUAAGCCCCCCUCUGCUGGUAGCACGAGUGACGUAGUAGAGGCAUCUGGAACAGCCAGGCCUGGUGAGAUUGUUUCAACUGCUAAUAGGAAUACAGCUGUUAAUAAUAGCACACUUGCAAGGCCUGUACCUACUCGACCUUGGGAGCAGCAGCAAACUUACGGUAGCUCAUACGGAGGUAUUAAUACAGGUAUGAAUUAUAAUUCUGGAUAUGGAACUGGAACAUAUGGUUCUUAUGGUGGUGGCUAUGGAAGCGGAAGCACAUACGGAAGUGGUUUGUAUGGAAACAGUAUGUACAGAGGAGGUUAUGGUGGACUUGCAGGCGGUGGCAUGUAUGGUGGAGGAAUGUACAAUAGUGGGUAUGGUGGCUCAAUGGGAGGUUAUGGCAUGGGCGGUAUGGGUGGUAUGGGCGGCAUGGGCAUGGGACCCUAUGGGGACCAAGAUCCAAAUAAUCCAUAUGGUGCUCCACCUUCUCCACCAGGCUUUUGGGUCUCCUUCAUGCAUGUGAUGCAAGGCGUUGUAACUUUCUUUGGCCGCGUUGCAAUGUUGAUAGACCAGAAUACCCAGGCAUUUCACAUGUUCAUGUCGGCACUCCUUCAGCUGUUUGAUCGCUCAGGGUUAUUAUAUGGAGAGCUGGCAAGAUUUGUGCUGAGAUUGCUGGGGGUCAAAACAAAGGCCAAUAAAAUUCAUCCCCCAGGCGCUAAUGCACCUCAUGGCCCUAAUGCACUUCCUGGUCCUCACCAACCUCGUGGUAAUCAGAACUUUAUCGAGGGGCCUAAGGCUGCUCCAGGUGCUGCAUGGAACGAUGUGUGGGGUGAUAAUGCACAGUGAUAUAGAGUAGUGACUUACAAAUGUCACCUACCAUCGGAAGCCGUUGACAACAAGUUGCAGUUUGUUGAAAGCUACAGUAUAUAUAAGAGCUAUGCUGGUGUACUCGUAUGUAAAGCCAAUCAGCUUACCGUGCUGGAUUGAUUUGCUGCAUUUAAAUGAAUAAUAAUCUCGACUCCCCCCCCCACCCCACCCCACCCCCUUCCCCUGCCAUAUUUGUGUGGGAUUGUAGGUUGUUAUAGAUCAAUGUGCACGUCAGUUUUGGAGACUGAACAAAAUCGUUCUAGAAAUGAUGUGGUAUGAUUUCCAUUGAUUGGCGAUAAGAUGUUUCAUUGUUACAUCAUUUGUGUAAAUUCA
Solanum verrucosum is the source of this 1721-nucleotide messenger RNA. Its product is annotated as peroxisomal membrane protein 13-like. Gene Ontology annotation, cellular component: peroxisome; peroxisomal importomer complex; peroxisomal membrane. Bases 468 to 1367 code for a protein of 299 amino acids. Gene Ontology annotation, biological process: protein import into peroxisome matrix, docking. The transcript is spliced from 5 exons. NCBI's taxonomy places the organism in Eukaryota, Viridiplantae, Streptophyta, Magnoliopsida, Solanales, Solanaceae. The record is from RefSeq and is a predicted model, not a curated record.